Messenger RNA from Drosophila eugracilis, 3798 nucleotides. RefSeq names its product indole-3-acetaldehyde oxidase-like. Gene Ontology annotation, molecular function: FAD binding; 2 iron, 2 sulfur cluster binding; oxidoreductase activity. The transcript is spliced from 6 exons. The record is from RefSeq and is a predicted model, not a curated record. The coding region runs from base 1 to 3798 and encodes 1265 amino acids. NCBI's taxonomy places the organism in Eukaryota, Metazoa, Arthropoda, Insecta, Diptera, Drosophilidae.
AUGAGCAUCAAGUUCAAUGUGAAUGGCUUUCCGUACGAGGUGCAGGCGGCUGACUAUGCUCCAGACACCACCCUCAACACCUUUCUACGGGAACACCUGCAUCUGACGGCCACCAAGUACAUGUGCUUGGAGGGGGGCUGUGGCUCCUGUGUCUGUGUCAUUCGCAAGCGACACCCAGUCACCCAGGAGGUUCAAUCUCGGGCAGCCAACUCGUGCCUAACACUUUUGAACACUUGUGACGAUGUGGAGAUCAUGACGGAUGAGGGAUUGGGCAACCAGCUGAGUGGGUACCAUCCCAUUCAGAAGCGGCUGGCCCAGUUGAAUGGCACCCAAUGUGGCUACUGUUCCCCAGGAUUUGUAAUGAACAUGUACGGUUUUCUAGAGCAGUAUCGCGGACAGGUGAGCAUGUCUCAGGUGGAGGAUGCCUUCGGCGGAAACCUUUGUCGCUGUACCGGCUAUCGACCUAUUCUGGAUGCCAUGAAGUCAUUCGCGGUGGAUAGUAAUAUAGAGGUGCCCCCUGAAUGUGUGGACAUUGAAGACUCCUUCGAGCUGCUUUGUCCGCGGACUGGACAAUCCUGCAAGGGCAGCUGCUCGAGACCACCUCUGAGGGAUCAAGAUGGCAGUCACUGGUACUGGCCGAAGUCGAUGGCGGAGCUGUUCUCAGCCCUGAGCCAGGUGGCAAGUGGUGAUCUCUACAUGCUUGUGGCAGGGAACACAGCCCAUGGAGUUUACCGACGACCCAGAGAUAUCCGACACUUUAUCGACGUGACAAUGGUGCCAGAGUUGAGGCAGUAUAGCAUCGAGGCGGAUCACCUUCUGCUGGGUGGAAACGUAACUCUCACGGAUGCCAUGCAGGUUUUCCUGCUGGCCGCCAAGAGGCCUGGAUUCGAGUAUUGUGCCCAGUUGUGGCAGCAUUUCAACUUGAUUGCUAAUGUUCCAGUGCGAAAUAAUGGCACCCUGGCAGGUAACAUUACCAUCAAGAAGCAGCACUUUGAGUUUCCCUCCGAUGUGUUCAUCACAUUUGAGGCAUUGGAUGUCCAUGUCGUGGUUUAUGACAAUCCUAGUAGCCAAAGGGUGAUGAACCUGCUGUCGUAUCUCAGCGAUACAACCUCCAAGUUGGUACUGGGUGGUUUUAUCCUGAAAGCCUAUCCGAAGGACAGAUACCUCUUUAGGUCUUAUAAGAUCUUGCCAAGAGCCCAGAAUGUUCACGCCUAUGUAAAUGCGGGAUUCCUCAUCGAAUGGCAGGAUAUUCAGCGCAGGAUUGUGAAUUCAGCACGCAUUUGUUUCGGAAACAUCAGACCAGAUUAUAUUCAUGAUGAGCUAGUGGAGAGUUUCCUCCCUGGCAGGGAUCUCUAUGACCCAGCUACAGUUGCACAGAUCUUUCAGCAGCUACCAGCAAGCCUCCAACCCGAGGAGCGGCCCCCAGAAGCCUCUCCAGAAUAUCGUCAAAUGCUGGCCUGCUCCUUGCUCUAUAAGUUCCUCCUAGCCACCGCACCAAGGGAGCGAGUUCGGGAGCGUUAUCGCACAGGAGGUUUGCUUUUGGAGAGACCCCUUUCUUCAGGAAGUCAAUCCUUCGAGACGAUUAAGAAGAACUAUCCGGUCACGCAACCAGUACAGAAGCUAGAAGGACUCAUACAAUGCUCUGGCGAGGCCACAUAUAUGAACGAUCUGCUGACCACCUCGAAUGCGGUUCAUUGUGCCUUUGUGACCGCCAAGAGAGUCGGUGCUACCAUCGAGCAGAUCGACGCUUCUGCAGCCCUUCAGUGCAAGGGAGUGGUGGCCUUCUAUUCAGCCAAGGAUAUACCAGGAUCCAACAACUUUGUUCUAGUGGAUCAGUUUACUCCCGAAGUGGAUGAGAUCUUUGCUGCUGGACAGGUCAAGUACUUUGAUCAGCCUUUGGGAGUGAUCGCUGCUCUCACCCACGAUACAGCUGUCUAUGCCGCCACGUUGGUGGUGGUCACAUACACCAGGGAUCAGCGAAAGAUCUACACGACUAUGAAUCAAGUGCUAGAAGAAAAGCAAACCGAUAGGAUAGUGACCUUGAAAAAGGAAGCAGUUGAGCCUCUGAAGUUACCUCCUCUUGCCCCUGGUGAUGUCCUUGGAAGGGGGAUUCUAGAAUUGGAAUCGCAAUACCAUUUCACCAUGGAACCCCAAACGACAAUAGUCGUGCCUUUGGAUAACAUCCUGCAGGUAUACUGUGCCAGCCAGUGGAUGGAUGCCACCCAAGGAGCAAUCGCCCACAUGCUGCGGGUGAGUGUGAACUCCAUUCAGCUCCAAGUUCGAAGAGUGGGUGGAGCUUAUGGCGCCAAGGUCACAAGGUGCAAUAUAGUGGCCUGCGCUGCCGCCUUGGUGGCUUCUAAGCUAAGAAGACCUGCCAGAUUUGUGCAGACUAUCGAAUCCAUGAUGGAGACUCUUGGAAAGCGCUGGGCCUGCAGAUCGGACUAUGAGUUUCGAGCCCGCGCCAAUGGAUCUAUCAUCAUGCUGACCAACAAUUACUAUGAGGAUGCCGGCUGUAAUCUAAAUGAGAAUGUUGUGGACUUCCUUACUCUGCCAAUCCUGAGAAAUGUGUACAACCUAACCGACUCGAACUACAGGACCCGAGGCAGUGCCAUCAGAACAGAUGCGCCCAGCUCGACUUGGUGUCGUGCUCCUGGUUCAGCGGAGGGAAUCGCCAUGACGGAGACCGCCCUGGAGCACAUAGCCUUUACAUGUCAGCUAGAUCCUGCCGAUGUUCGCUUGGUUAAUCUACAGCCAGGAUCCAAAAUGGUUCAGCUACUCCCAAAGUUCAUAGCCUCCACGGAGUACCGUAAACGGCGGGAGCAGAUAAACUUAUUCAAUGCCCAGAACCGAUGGCGAAAACGAGGGCUAGGAAUGGCUCUAAUGAGUUUCCCGCUGAACACGACUGUGGCCUUUAACUAUCCCGUCACGGUGGCUAUUUACCAUGAGGACGGAUCGGUGGUGAUAUCACAUGGAGGUAUAGAGAUUGGUCAGGGAGUGAACACCAAGGCAGCACAGGUUGCUGCGUUCGUUUUAGGGGUUCCUCUAGAUCAAGUACGAGUGGAGGCCAGCAACACAGUCAGUGGAGCUAAUGCCAUGUUGACGGCCAACUCGAUGACCAGUGAAAUGAUCGGACUGGCAGUGCGAAAGGCAUGCGACACACUGAACCAGCGACUGGCGCCGGUGAAGGAAAGACUCGGACCUCGGGCCACUUGGGUGCAGGUGCUCCAAGCCGCCUUCUUACAAUCCGUCUUCCUUGUCGCCACGGAAGCGUAUAAGUUGGGGGAUAUUCCAAACUACAACAUCUUCGGGCUGAGUCUCACGGAAAUUGAACUGGACAUUCUAACGGGCAACCAUCUAAUCCGCCGUGUGGACAUCUUGGAGGAUGCCGGAGAAAGCCUAAGUCCAAACAUCGAUGUGGGUCAAGUGGAGGGAGCCUUUGUGAUGGGUCUGGGCUAUUAUCUCACCGAGUCGCUGGUCUACGACCGCCAGACAGGACAGAUUCUAACGAACCGCACCUGGAACUAUCAUCCACCCGGGGCCAAGGAUAUACCAAUAGACUUUCGUAUCCAAUUGCUACAGAAGAGUCCUAAUCCUGUGGGCUUUAUGCGAUCGAAGGCUACUGGGGAGCCAGCUUUGUGCCUGGCUGUUGGAGUUCUGUUCGCCAUGCAGCAUGCGAUACAGUCUGCUAGGAAAGAUGCUGGACUUCCAAGGGAGUGGGUACGAUUGGGAGCACCUACCACGCCGGAGACAGUUGUUCUGAACUCCGGCACCCAGGUUGAGGCCUUCACCUUGCAAUAA